Molecule: messenger RNA, 917 nt
Organism: Closterium sp. NIES-67
Lineage: Eukaryota; Viridiplantae; Streptophyta; Zygnematophyceae; Desmidiales; Closteriaceae
Source: the annotation of a GenBank genome assembly
CUUACCCUGACCAGAAUAGCAGCCUACCUAUCAGGCCCUCUCAGUUCAGUAGCAAGACACGCCUCUUCUACAGCACCGCUUUCGAGUCGCUCCUGCUGCGCCUGCUACGCCUUAGUCGAGACUCGAGAGCCUUUCGCAUCGCCGACAAUGGCGCCAAACGCGUGGUACAUGGACGACAAGGACGACGACCAGCGCCUUCCUCACCGGCUCGACCCCAACCAGCCGUGCCCCCUCGAGACGCUCGCUGAGCUGGGCAUUCUGUACUGGAAGCUGGACGCGGACAUCUGGGAGACGGACCCCGAGCUCAAGCAGAUCAGGAAGGACCGCAGCUACUCGUACGAGGAGGUGGUGAACAUCCACCCCGACACGCUGCCCAACUACGAGGCAAAGAUCAAGUCAUUCUACGAGGAGCACAUCCACACGGACGAGGAGAUCCGCUACAUUCUGGACGGCAGCGGCUAUUUCGAUGUGAGGGACUUUGAGGACCGUUGGAUCCGCAUCGAGACAAAGAAGGGCGACCUCCUCGUGCUGCCAGCUGGCAUCUACCACCGCUUCACCCUUGACACGACCAACUACAUCAAGGCGCUCCGUCUUUUUGUGGGAGAGCCUGUGUGGACGCCUUACAACCGGCCUGCAGAUGAGAUGGCUGCCAGGAAGGAGUACCUUGAGAUGUUUGCUGCCAGCAAGACGACUGCUGUGGCAUAGUUUGGUGGUGGUCCUGCUAAGCCAAUUAUCCUGCUUGACAAAACUACCAUGCGCAGCAUGCGCUGUGUGAAUAAUACACUAGCCUAAAUGUGCAAUUCGUGAGUUUUAUAUGUAUCCAACAUGUUGGAGCACGUUACUAUACCGUACACAGAACCAAAUGUUGACUUCCGUCUUCUAUCAAAAGCCUCAUGUAAUAGAUCAAUGAAGAGAAA